GGGUCGGGUGGGGGUGGGUGUUGUUCAUUCAUCGGCUUUCUUGGCGAGACGCCACAUGCUUUAGGUUAGAAUUACUGUGCGCGGAAGAGUUGGGGAGCUGUUCGAUCAUGCCGUGAGGGUUAGCAAUCUCCGCUUGUUUCCUUGUGUGUCAGUUCAUGUUGUGGAGCAGAGAUCAGUGGCUUUGUUCCUUGCGCAGUUGAUGAAAUUAUAACUACAGGAUGCUUCAGAGCCUUCCAGUUCUAGUUACAGAAAGUUUGGUCUCGUCUGCACCAUGAAACACGGAAUCGGUGUGGCCGGUAGAGGUCUAGAGAUUCUGUUAGUCUGUCAAGUGUGGAACUCGUGGUAUCUUUUGCACUGGCUGCGUGUGGAAGGCUAAUUUUAGGCUGUGCCGUUGAUCCAAAAUUAGGUGAACAGACCGGGUGUCAAGUCUUUGCUAUUGUUGGCUCUGUUCGAUGGACGGCUGCUGUUGGAACAGGGGUUUCCACUUCUUUUUGUCUAUAAUUAAGUAAUAAAUCAAAUAAAGCAUGAUCUAUUCUCCUGGUACGUAUAAAAGCAAGGCAAAUCUCUCUAGCUACCUUGGGGGUUGGUUGUUGGAAGAAGCAACCACUAGCUUCGUUGGAGAUCCAUCAAAGGAACUAACGAGGCUAGAGGUUGGUUCUUCUAGCAAGUUGGGGGCCGCAAGUGUCUGGUCAUUUCCUGCCCUUGUACCAUAUCUCCAGCCGUUUUCCAGCAUUUAGUACUUCGGUUGAUGGCCUCGCCUGCAGCAGCAGCAGCAGCAUCAGAGUUCACUCGGGAAACUGUUCGCCGGUCGCUGAUCGCAAUCUCUCAGUCCCUCCCUGAGACUUCGCUCCUGAACCCCAAGGUCAACACACCAAGCACCACCCCUGGGGCAAACGGAUAUCGCGACGAUGGGGCAGCGAAGUGCAGAUCGAAGCUGAUCUCGAUCUCGUACCCGUCCACUCCUGAUGCCCUAUCCACGCCGUGCCCCCAGAAGAACGCUGCAACCGUGUGAUCACUGACGCCUAAGCGUGCAUACAUAAGUGUUUUUCUUCUUCUGAAGUUCUUCACCCUUCUGCUGUCUUGGUCUAGGGGUGGAAUGGAUGUACUCCAGUGUGUUUCCUGUGUUUAAACUGAAACAUUUGGGAAGGAAAUGAAGACAAUUGUACA
Messenger RNA from Triticum aestivum (bread wheat), 1167 nucleotides. RefSeq lists its product as uncharacterized. The transcript has 2 exons. Bases 749 to 1012 code for a protein of 87 amino acids. Lineage: Eukaryota; Viridiplantae; Streptophyta; Magnoliopsida; Poales; Poaceae. The record is from RefSeq and is a predicted model, not a curated record.